UAAAGAGACUACCUAUGUCUGACGAUGCUAUAAAGCAAUUUGUGGGCGUGACAGGCAGCUCUGUUGAAGAUGCUAUAAAAUACCUCUCAAUAUGUGACAACAAUGUAAGUUUGGCUGUGGAAUGUUUUGUUGAUCAGCAACCACAUUCCAAUGGUUCCAGUGCAAAUGGAGGUAGCAGUUCUCUGCUCGAAGAGGAGGAAGUUCGUGCUCCUAUACCAUCCAGGACAGACAGAUUAGUUGAGGAACAUGUGCGUGUUGGUAGAGUUAGUAAGCAACCUGCCAAUGCAUUUGAUGCAGCUCCUGGUCAGAGAGAUUUCUCAACGGCACUCUAUGCAAACCCACUUGCUAAAAGAAAACUAAACGGAUUGGCUGCUCUAUUUAAACCCCCUUCUGACAUAACAUUUGUUGGGACUCUUGAAAGUGCUAAAUUGAGGGGCAAACGUCUCAAGAAGUGGCUUCUUGUAAAUAUACAGGACAUAACUGAUUUUCAAUGUCAAGUUUUAAAUCGUGAUCUGUGGAGUAAGCCAGAAGUUAGAAGCAUGAUUGACCAACAUUUUGUCUUCUGGCAAAUUUACAGAGAUUCAAUGGAAGGUGAACACUUUCUCCGGUUUUACAACUGUCUCUCGUCUCCCUUUAUCGGUGUUAUAGAUCCAGGGACAGGUGAGCUGAUGAGACAUUGGACCUUUCUCACAAAGGAGGAGUUUCUCAAUGAGAUGACCUUGUUUUUGUCAGAUAACUAUUCUGCUCUCCUCUCCCCAGUGAUGAGCUCGCCUCCUCCUUCAAAACGACCCUGUAACAGCAGAACUAGAGGCAUACUGCACGACAUCACAGACUCCGCAAUGAACGGUUACUCCAGCAGCGCUCACCCCAGCAGCUCCCUCUCAACCAACGAGGAAGUGAUGAGGAGCAGAUCACCGUCCCCUACUCCUGGUCCCUCAUCAGCAGCCAGUUCGUCACGUGACACAGCAGAACCACCCUCAACCUCACAACCCAGAAUAGUCAACGGGGAAAUCAUCAGUCCCGUUCGGAAACCCAGUUCUAAUAAACACAAAGCUACUGUGAUAGACCCCAGUAUGAUUAGCAUAACAUUCCGGCUCCCUGAUGGAUCACGUGACUAUUUAAGUGUUGGGAGAUCGUCCCGGUGCAGGGAUCUGUACCAGUGGUUGUCAGGGAAACGGUUUAGUGAUCACGUGAUAUGGACGCAGUUUCCUAAAGAUGUUAUCCCGAAUGAUGGGAGUAGUUUGAUAGGUUGUUUGGGAUGUAGUAGAGUAAUGUUGUAUGUCGAGGAGAAGGAUUGAGUUAUUUUGAGUGUGCAAGUUUUUAAUGAUCUGCAUGGAUAUAUUGUCGUUUUAAAAUUAUAUUUUCAUAUCUCUGAUCGUGAAGUUUAAUUGAAGUUAAAUUGCAGCGGAAAAUUUGGAAUAUAAUGUACAAAUUUCAAUACUUGAAUAAAUUUGAUGUAUAAAAUUUCAAGAAGCUCUUUGUGAUUGGAUGUAUUACUUUUAAAAUGAUAUUCAACCGCAUCAGGAAUAAAAUUUAAAAAGCUUGCUAAUACAAUAUUGUACUUUGAAUUGUUCUUAAAUAAUUACGACAAUUGUGACGGAAACAGAUUACUCUGUAAGGUUUCAUUGAUAGACUAGCAGACUAGAAGUAAUACUGUUAUUAGUUUCCCAAUCAUCUGAAUGUGAUAUCAAUCCAGUAAUUUCUUGAAAAAUCUAUUCUUUAAAUAUUCGAUGAUAUUAGUGCCUGUAUUAACAAUCUUAAUUAUUUAGGUUUAAUGUGUUUACGUUAACUGCAGCUGUGGCGUUUCUUAAUUUAUCCGAAUUUUCUGUCAAAAGACGUAACGACUACAGCUCCAGGCACUGCAGAGAAAAGGAAUUAUCGGUCGAAGAAGUUGGAAGACAUAAUUAUGAAUCUCUAGUCGAUCUGGAGACUUGGUCAAAGGAAUCUGGUAAUCCCGUACCGAAGUCUUGUCAAAGUCCUUUUGCUUAUCCUCCAAAAUCCCUGCCAGUAAGUUUGAAGUUAGAUAGAUGGGCAGAUCAAAGCCAUAUUCGUUUCCGUGAUACAAAUUUUUAUCACUCACCCGAUUUUGAAGUCGAACUUCCUCCAAAAGAAAUACCAGAAUUCAUUCCUGAACUUUUCUCUAUUGGAAAGAUUUUAUCUUGGGCGAUGAGAGAGCAAGUCGAUUUGGGACACGUAGACAUGUUCAUAUUAAGUUGUGCCUUGCGUGAUAUGGCUUCAAUUGCAACUUUAAGUCGAUGGGAAGGUAAUUGGGAAUAUGCAGUAUUUUGCUACAAAGGAAAGAUAUUUAUCGACAGAACUGUUGAUGGCAGCGAAAGAUACUGGGAAGAUGGAUUGAAUGAUCCUCUAAGUUAUGACCAUAGGAAAUUGCUACGCGAACCGCCUAGUAAACCCUUGUUUCGAGAAACAACAGACUCAGAAUAUGAACAUACACGAAGUACAUACACAGAAUAUGAACAUAUCGGCUACAUUGUCCCAUAUUUCGAUUAUUCUGAUACUCUGAAAAAGGAGUGGGCACCGUUACAGUACGGAAAAAAGUUUGAGGAUGUAUUAAGAAGUGGGGGACCUGGAAACCCUCUUUACAACGGUAUAGAUGAGAGGUUGAGAAUGGCAAAAUGCAACAAGCUUAUAACCCUCAAUGGUCACAAAGUAAUGACUGCUACUAGACUAAGCUGCCAAGAGCCAAAAGGACCAAUAGACAAGCCGGAGAACAUGGUAGAGAUGAAGAUAAUGGUUCAUAAAUCGGAAGAAAAAUUUGCUAGAUUUAAGGCGUUAAGUUUAUGGAUACAUUGUGCUGUGGUCGGCAUUGAUUCUGUGUAUUGUGGAUUUCGUUCCAAAGAUGGACAAUUGAUUGAUAUCAAGAAGUAUACCAUGACCGAAUUAGCAGAACUAGGUAAGGACUAUUGGUCUCCCAAUGAAAUCCUUGUAUUUUUGGACACAGUCUUGUCUUGGCUAAAGGAGAAGCUCAACAAAGAUACGGUCCGAAAUAAGAAAGGAGACGAUUGGCUUAAAGAUGAGUUGAGUCGUGAUGAUGGAGCAUCGUUCACCUUGAGCUACUCAGGGAAUGAGCGCAUUAGAUUGGUAAAGGGUGAUCAUCCAGAGUUGAAGAAGAUAGUUACGGAAAGAUACAACCACGUCGUGCACCAAAAUGUUGUGACUGAUUGUUCUGAAGAUGUUCCUGAUAAUUGGGAUGAUUCAGACUAGUAGUCAGGCUUUUUUAGUAUCCUAUUGUGUUGAUUUUUGUGAAUUGCAAAUCCAUUUCAAUUUUUAAACUCAAUCAUUUUAUAAAUACUUGUACAACAUUUUAAAUUCUAUAAUGAUUCAUCAGUAAUUUUUA
Bolinopsis microptera is the source of this 3355-nucleotide messenger RNA. Its product is annotated as UBX domain-containing protein 7-like. Gene Ontology annotation, cellular component: nucleus. The record is from RefSeq and is a predicted model, not a curated record. The transcript has 5 exons. Bases 15 to 1298 code for a protein of 427 amino acids. Lineage: Eukaryota; Metazoa; Ctenophora; Tentaculata; Lobata; Bolinopsidae. Gene Ontology annotation, biological process: proteasome-mediated ubiquitin-dependent protein catabolic process. Gene Ontology annotation, molecular function: ubiquitin binding.